AUGAAGAUAAAAUUACCCUCUACUGGGUUCAAGACCGCUUUAUUGCACCAGCGAGCUCCAUUACCUGUUAUAAAUGGUGUCAAGAAAUCUUUGAAGCCAGGUGGAUAUGCCGAUGGUGCUGCCGAUAUAGCAUACGCGUUGAGAUCAGCAGGAGAGACAGUCAUUACUCCAGUUGGUGAACCGAACCCGACGACAGAUCUCGAUUGGUCAUUCCCUGAUACCGUUACUGGGAUCCGCGAUGCUGUCGAAAAAGGAGCUGAUGUAAUAUGGGCUAAUGGCCAUACUCAUUCACAACAUGCCCUUGUCGAGCUACGAAAAGAGCUAGCGGUAAAAGGUGUGCGCAUGGUCGGUCAGAACCCUAUUUCCGCUGAAAAAUUCGACGAUAAGGAAUGGGCAAAUAGAUGGUUGGCCUCUCACGAAUCUUUGAGAGGUUCUUUCCCUAGGAGCUUAUUAUACCGUAAAGGCGAUGAGAAGGAGGUAUCCGAAUUCCCACUUCCAGCCAUGGCGAAGCCAGUAAGAGGGAGAGGAUCUCACGGAGUGGUCAAGGUGUCCACACCGGAGGAGAUCGAUACUGCACUUCAAACAUUAUUGAAGGAAUCGGAUGCGGUGUUGAUUGAGGAGUAUCUGGCAGGAGAAGAGAUCACAGUGACCGUGAUGCCCCCAGCUGAAUAUAGCACUGAACAUUGGGCUUUCCCUGUGGUUCACCGGUUCGACCAAAUCAAUGGCGUCCUACCUUGGAACGGGACUGUACCAGUGACGGAAAAUUCUCGUGUGCUUUCGGUCGACCAGCAUGACGCCGAUCCUGCAUAUUCAACGGUGCAGUCUCAAUGCGUUUUGGUCGCUCAAUUGUAUCAGGCCGUUGCACCCAUGCGAAUAGACUGUCGUAGGAAAGAAAGUGGAGGACCGUUUAUCAUCUUCGACGUCAACGUCAAGCCUAACGCUGGAGGACCAGGAAGACCAGGUCGUGAUGGCCAAGCAGCUUUGACUACCAUGGCUGCCGAAACUAUGGGAUGGGAUUGGCCAGAGUUCGCCGUCAACCUACUUCGAACGGGAACUCCAAUUGAUGAACUUUUAGCCCAGAAAUUCAAAUGGUGA
Messenger RNA from Kwoniella shivajii, 1095 nucleotides. RefSeq lists its product as uncharacterized. The transcript has 6 exons. Gene Ontology annotation, molecular function: ATP binding; D-alanine-D-alanine ligase activity; metal ion binding. NCBI's taxonomy places the organism in Eukaryota, Fungi, Basidiomycota, Tremellomycetes, Tremellales, Cryptococcaceae. The coding region runs from base 1 to 1095 and encodes 364 amino acids. The record is from RefSeq and is a predicted model, not a curated record. Gene Ontology annotation, biological process: peptidoglycan biosynthetic process.